Anopheles aquasalis is the source of this 924-nucleotide messenger RNA. It is a transcript of the gene Npc2f, whose product is annotated as Niemann-Pick type C-2f. The record is from RefSeq and is a predicted model, not a curated record. Gene Ontology annotation, molecular function: sterol binding. NCBI's taxonomy places the organism in Eukaryota, Metazoa, Arthropoda, Insecta, Diptera, Culicidae. Gene Ontology annotation, biological process: sterol transport.
UCGCAACGAAUCAUCAGUCUUUGAGUAGCAAUCGACAACGCAACACGGCGGAAGCUAAAGAUUAAAUUUAAAAAAAAACCGCUUGCAAGCAUUCGCAAAACAAGCGUGACAGCGUGCUCGGAAGAAGAAAGUUAAUCCAGGUCGUGAAAUGAAGUUAACCGGGAGGCUAGCGUGGUCUGUGGUGCUGUGCGUACUGUUGGGUUCCGGUGUAACGAUGGGUGGAUCUCUUCGCUGGUGGUUUCACCGUUGGUGGCUACUUAAUCGCCAUCCCCAAAUCGCAGGCAGUCUCAUCUUCGAGGAUUGUGGUACGAAAUACGAUGUUAUCGCCAUCCAUCUAUCCAGCUGCACUACUUCACCGUGCACCAUGACGCGGGGAACGAACGUUACCGUGAAUGCUGAAUUCACCUCCAAUGGUGCUAGUACGGAUAGUGUUCUCAAGCAUGAGGCGCACUUUGUACUGAACGGCGUGAAAACGAAGGCUACCAUCACGCCGACCACAUGUGACAGUGCGGUGUGUCCGCUGCAGGGUGCGCUCGGUUUACUGUUUUCCGCUGAUAUCUACGUCAACCCGGAGCUGCCACCGAUUAACGGAAAGCUGCGCUGGGAGUUGAGAAACAAGCUGGGCGAUACCUUGCUCUGUUAUCAGCUGCCGGUGUGCAUCGUCUAGUCCCGUUAUGUGUGCCUGUGUGCUGUGUUAUCAAAGUGGUCAGCAUCAAUUCGAGCAGUCGGUCGGUAGGCGCAAAAAUCAAUGAUUUGCGGGGCGAUUCUAUGUUAGGCGAUGAUUAUGAUUCCGAAAGCACCUUUUAGUGCUAAUCAUUGAGAUUAAUAACGAGAUUUGAGUAGCUAAUUAAAUAAAUCAUAGUAUGAUGGGCAGCUACUAAUAAUAAAAAUAAAGCCCUAAUAAUAAACGAAACUAUGUGCCUA